UAUUAUAAAAAGCAAGCGCAUCUCCAUUGUCUAACCUAAUUCAAAACGUUCGUGUACUUCGUGCGGUUGUCUAGGAAAUCAAACUAGCCGAACCUAAAAACAUAAAAGUUGCGAAAUCCAACCUGCUAUAUAAAAUAAAACCCUCCCCCGCCCGGUGAAACCAGCGGCGUUUGUGGAUACACUACUUUUUGCCAUCGUCUGUGAACGUAAAAUCGAAACUCAACUAACAAAAUGAUGUCCUUCAAGUCGUUCGUCCUGCUUAGCUUAUCCCUCGCUGCCAUCAGUGCCUAUGCCUACGCCCAGAUCGCCCCAGGCUCCAACGCGUACCUCCCGCCCACCAAGAACGGCUACGACUACUCGGAACCCAAGACCCCAUUCAAGCCCGGCCCACCUGGAAGACCAGCGGCACCUGGACCCCGGCCACCCGCACCACCCGGCACUCCUCGCAACAUUCCUGGCCAGCCAGCCGAUGACCAUGUCCACGUGCCCGGCAUGCCAUACGACUUCGAGUACGCCGUCCAGGAUCCGGAGACCGCCAACGACUAUGCGCACAAGGCGUCCAGUGAUGGCGAUGUGGUGACCGGCGAGUACCGCGUCCAGAUGCCCGACGGAAGGACCCAGAUCGUCCGCUACACCGCCGACUGGAAGACGGGCUACCACGCGGACGUGAGCUACGAGGGCGAGGCCACGUACCCGCAGGGUCCGCAGCCAGGAGCUCGUGGUGGUGGCGGCGGUGGUGCUGGUGGUGCCGGUGGGUACAAGUACUAGGCGUGGGUGGUGCUUCGACUGGGUCAGCUGGGGUCACAUAUGUAUCUUGCGAAACGUGUAAGCCUUACGAUAUACCAAUAAAAAGUAUUGAUAAACUAAA
Molecule: messenger RNA, 868 nt
Organism: Drosophila simulans
Lineage: Eukaryota; Metazoa; Arthropoda; Insecta; Diptera; Drosophilidae
Gene: Cpr50Cb
Product: cuticle protein 19
Exons: 5
Coding region: 232-768 (178 amino acids)
Cellular component (GO): extracellular matrix
Source: RefSeq, a predicted model, not a curated record